AUGACCAAAGGUUGUUAUACCUGUCGCCGCCGCCGCAUCAUCUGCGAUAAUGGCCAGCCCACCUGCAGGAAGUGUCACGAUGCGGGGAAAGAAUGUCUUGGUUACCAGAAGCCUCUGGUCUGGGUCAAAGGUGGCGUGGCCAGUCGCGGCAAGAUGAUGGGCCGCAGCUUCGACGAUGUGAAACAACCAGCAGACAGCUCGAAAUCCCAACAUACCACUCAAGUGCAAGCUUCCACGGCACCGAAUACCGGAUUUGGAUUUUCCCCUAUAGCUGAAACGUCGUCCGACACCGAGUCACCGGGAUCUGGAACCCAUACGAGCCCCGAACAGCAUACUUGGGCUCUGGAACCGUCUGAGGAUAUAACUUUCAGAGCUGAAGAUGCAGAAACACUGCUGAAUUUCAGUCCACCGGAGGAGCCCGAAACCAGGGUAGUUCAUGUCCCUCGGGAUACCGUUCAGUCCCAGUACAUCCCGGCCCCGUGGGGACUGGUAGAUCCUAUGCUUAAAGGUCUCAGCCAGACUGCACGUUUCUACCUCUAUCACUAUAAUCAAAACAUGGCAGAAGACUUCGUGGUGUAUGACCAGACCAAGAAUCCGUGGCGAGAUAUCAUUGCGUUGGUCGGCGACUCGCCCGUUCUCGCACAUGGCUUAUCUGCCAUGGGAGCACUUCAUUACUCACUUAUGACGAAUUCAGACUCUUCGGUGAUGCCUUGGACAUCCUAUGACCCCACGCCUGGCCCUUCUCACCUGUCCCCAGAGGAAAUCGAAACCAUGAUGAUGCCCGCCAGCGCACGACGGCCUACGUCCCAGCCAUACCAACAUUUCCUUGAAUUUAAGCAGCGAACGCUUGGCCAGCUGUCUAAGGAUCUGACAAAUCCUGAAAUGCAAAAUGACGAUCGGACCUUGGCCGCCAUCGUUGUCCUCGCUCUUUUGGAUCUCUUCGAGUCGGGUAGCGGCGCAUGGAGUUAUCAUAUUGAAGGCGCAAAGAAGCUUCUUCGAAGUCGACCCGAAAACGAACUUGGAAAAGGCAUUCUCCAAGGACUCGAAACAUUUGCAAUCGACGGGUGUUUAAUAAUGGAAAUCAUGGGAUCUACACUCGCACGUCCGGGUGUUCUCUCCAAGCCCUUCUACUCCGAUACCCUGAGACCAGCCAUGCUCAAAAGACUCGAAGUAACAUCUUGGGUCGGGUGCCCAGCCUACCUCCUUGAAGUCAUCUUCUUCGUUCACGGCCUCUGGUACCCAGACUCCGAUGCCACCACCAAUCCGCAACCUACAGCUUUCCUCCAAUCUAUGCAGCAAGAUCAAGGUAUCACCUUCGAGUCAUUUGCUGCACUCCUCCAAGGCAUUCGCAACUUCGAUCCAGCCGCCUGGGCUCAAGAAAUGCAGGCCUUCUACUUCAUCUCUGACCUUUCUUGCCGCACCGCCCUCGCCGCCUCCUACAAAGCCGCCGUCUACCUAUACACCAGCCGUGUACUCUCCCGCGCAAGACAGGGCUUCUCACCCCCCUGGACCGACAUCGGCGUCCCAGCUGACCACCCUCUCGUCUGCAGUGAACUCAUCACCCAAAUCUGCUCCGUUCCUCCCUCCGACCCGCACUUCAAAUGUCUCAUCUGGCCCACCUUCAUUGCUGGCGCCGAAUGCCCCCGCUCGCAGCGCGCACUCAUCCUCGAGGAGCUGGGCGCCCUCUACAAUGCGGUCACCAGCGUCAACGUUCGCAACGCCGCCUGGGUCCUUCGUCUCAUGUGGGAGAAACAUGAUCUCAAACGGUCCAAGCGUCACGGAAACUUUUCUUCGGGAUUCGCGGGUGAACAGAUGGAAAGCGGCAUUUUUGAAUACGAUAACGACAUCUACAACGAUGAAGUCGACAGUGCAUUCGACUGGAUCGAUGAAAUGGACGAGUCGCGUCUAGAUUGGCUCUUCAUCUGA
This is a messenger RNA of Penicillium cinerascens, 1926 nucleotides long. RefSeq names its product Zn(II)2Cys6 transcription factor. Lineage: Eukaryota; Fungi; Ascomycota; Eurotiomycetes; Eurotiales; Aspergillaceae. The record is from RefSeq and is a predicted model, not a curated record. The transcript has 3 exons. Gene Ontology annotation, molecular function: zinc ion binding; DNA-binding transcription factor activity, RNA polymerase II-specific. The coding region runs from base 1 to 1926 and encodes 641 amino acids. Gene Ontology annotation, biological process: regulation of DNA-templated transcription.